Messenger RNA from Callithrix jacchus (white-tufted-ear marmoset), 5526 nucleotides. RefSeq names its product G protein-coupled receptor 55 (gene GPR55). NCBI's taxonomy places the organism in Eukaryota, Metazoa, Chordata, Mammalia, Primates, Cebidae. Gene Ontology annotation, molecular function: cannabinoid receptor activity. The record is from RefSeq and is a predicted model, not a curated record. Gene Ontology annotation, cellular component: plasma membrane. Gene Ontology annotation, biological process: phospholipase C-activating G protein-coupled receptor signaling pathway; positive regulation of Rho protein signal transduction.
AUUAAAAUUAAUUCUGUGUUGUACUGUCCUGUGAGUUUGGACAAAUGCAUAAUGUCAUGUAUCUACCAUUAAGGUAUUAUACAGAAUAAUUUCACUGUGUUAAAAAUCCCCUGUGCUCUCGCUAUUUUCUCUCAGUCUGUGUGUGGCUUGUCUUUUCAUGAUCUUUUUUACAAGACUGCCAGGUUUGUAUGCCAGCAACAGACCAAUACACUGAGACAGCAAGGUUUGCAGCAGAAAAAGAAUUUAGUAAUUGCAAGUUCACCCAACAAGGAAACUGGAGGAAUUCUCAAGCCUCAAGUCUCUUUUGUCAGGAGUUCUGGGCAAGGGUUUUUAGGGUGAUGGUGAAAGGUGAGUGGCUGGAAAAUAGGGAUUGCCAAUUGGUCCGGGAAGGGGAUGAAGUCAUCAGGAUGUGAAAACUGCAUUCUUCUAUGAGUCAGCUUCUCACCAGGCCCUUCAGACCAGCUGGCGUCGGUAAUUCUGUUUGUAUGCAGAACCUAGAGGAGUAAACAGAGAGAGAGCUUACUAUCUCACAUUGCCUUAGGUUUAUCUACAGAACGAAGAGCGACAAGGGCUAUGCUAUCCUGGGUAGUGAGCAGUGACCAGCUAUGAGGAAGUGGGCAAAAGGUCUACUGCCCCCCAAAACUCAUAUAUUGGAAAUGUAAUUCCCAGUGCAACAGUGUUGGGAGGUGUUUAGGUCAUGAGAACACCACUCUCACAAAUGAAUUAGUGAUGCUAUAGAAAGGAUUCACCCACUCUGCUUUUCUACCAUGAGGACACAGCGUUUAUCCACUCGGGAGGACUCACCAUUCAAAGCGCCAUCUUGAAAUCAGAGUCUGGACUCUUACAAGACAAUGAAUCCGCUGGUACCUUGAUCUUGAACUUCUCAGGCUCCAGAACUGUGAGAAAUAAAUUUCUGUUCUUUAUAAAUUAUCUAGUCUGUGGUAAUCUGUUAUAACAGCACAUUUUGGACUAAGACAGUUUUCUUCUGAAGGCUCCCAUGUCACAUAAAGCUUUUAUUAAAUACAUUUGUACACUUCAAAGUCCUGUUCAUCUGUUUAUGUCUGUUUAAUUCACAGGCCCCAUUGAAAACCCUAAUAAGGUAGAGGUCAAAUUUUGGCUCCCCUCUAGAGAAAAGGCCAUGUGAUGGUAGAGGCAGAGGUUGGAAUGAGGCAGCUCCAAGCCAAAGAAUGCUGAGAAUUGCCAGCAACCACCAGAAAGUAGGAGUAGGCAAGGAAGGCUCCUUCCCAGCACCUUCAGAGAGGGCGUAGCCUGGACAGCAACUGGCUUGAAAUUCCAGGCUCCAGAACUGUGAGAUAGUACAUCUCUGCUGGUUCAGCCACCCAGUGUGUGGUAUUUUAUGGCCGCUCUAGAAAACUAAUACCAGAAGGUACCGGGGAGGAGAGGCAUUGUGUAAAUCUUACAAUUAAAUCCCUGAGCUGUGGCCUUUCUCUUUUUCUCCCCUGAUGGAGACUAAAAGGCUCAUUGCCCUUCCCCUUGGGCUGAUAAGGCGCUGAUAAGGCAGUAUCCUUUGAUGGGAACACUUAGGGAGAACAGAAUGCUCCAGGCUUUCAAAAUGGUUACUUUUCCCACUUUUCCACUGGGCAUGGUUUUAAAUGGUUACUUUUCCUCUCCUUUAGCCUGAAGCCUGGGGAUUUUUCUCCUGUCUUCACAGUGAGAAACUGGUGCCCUUCCUGGAGGUAACCCCAGGAAAAUGUGGGGCUUCCCUACCACAGGAACCCCAGGAGUCUAUAACACUUAAGCUCCUCCAAACACUCAGCCUCCAGCAACUUAUCAACUACCAUGUAAGGGCCCCUCCAAGUUGCCAGCUCCGGGGUGGCUUCUGCUUCUGGAAGAAGAAGCUCCAAAGAAGCUCUGGAGGAAGCUCCUGGAAGAAGAUUUCUGAAGAAGCUCCUGAAGCUCCGAAGCUGCCCCACUGGCGAAGUCGGAGUUGUGACUCAGUGGGCAUGAAUUGCUGUGUGAUGCCGGGAGGUGUUUGUUAUUCUUGACAAAGUCAUUUGAAUCCGACACUUCAAGAGAGUGAAAGAAGUCCCAUCUGAUCUGUUGUUGGUGUCGUAGGAAGAAACAUGAGCCAGCCAAACACCAGCGGGAACUGCUCCUUCGAGGGCGUGAACGAGCUGAUGAAAACCCUGCAGCUGACAGUCCACAUCCCCACCUUCCUCCUGGGCCUGCUUCUCAACCUGCUGGCCAUCUUCGGCUUCAGCUCCUUCCUGAAGAAGAGGUGGCCCGAUUACGCUGCCACCUCCAUCUACAUGAUCAACCUGGCGGUCUUUGACCUGCUGCUGGUGCUCUCCCUCCCGUUCAAGAUGGUCCUGUCCAAUGUGCGGCCCCCCUUCCCGUCCCUGUGCACCCUGGUGGAGUGCCUCUAUUUCAUCAGCAUGUACGGAAGUGUCUUCACCAUCUGCUUCAUCAGCAUUGACCGGUUCUUGGCCAUCCGGUACCCACUCCUGGUCAACCACCUCCGGUCCCCCAGGAAGACCUUUGGGAUCUGCUGCACCAUCUGGGUCCUGGUGUGGACCGGGAGCAUCCCUGUCUAUAGUUUCCAUGGGACAGUGGAGAAUUACAUGUGCUUCCACAACAUGUCUGACAGUACCUGGAGUGCGAAGGUGGUCUUCCCGCUGGAGGUGUUUGGUUUCCUCCUUCCCAUGGGCAUCAUGGGCUUCUGCUCCUCCAGGAGCAUCCACAUCCUGCUGGGCCGCCGCGACCACACCCAGGACUGGGUGCAGCAGAGAGCCUGCAUCUACACCAUUGCAGUCAGCCUGGCCGUCUUUGUGGUCUCCUUCCUCCCAGUCCACCUGGGGUUCUUCCUGCAGUUCCUGGUGAGGAACGGCUUUAUCGUAGAGUGCAGAGCCAAGCAGAGGAUCAGCUUCUUCUUGCAACUGUCCAUGUGUUUCUCCAACAUCAACUGCUGCCUGGAUGUUUUCUGCUACUACUUUGUCAUCAAGGAAUUCCGCAUGAACAUCAAAGCCCACCGGCCUUCCAGGGUCCAGCUGGACACCACGAUCUCCCGGGGCUAAGGGAAGGACACCCUGCUCAGGGAAGGAAGUCCUGACCCCGAAUUCUGGAAACGGAUAUUGAGUUCCAGGGUUUGAUGUGGCGGAAUGAUCCAUGCUGUCUUCACUGAUAUGCUUCUCUUUGAUGUCCAUUGAGUGCCAGCUUUGCUCAUUAUACCCCCAAGACCUUUUUUCCAGUGUCCGGACAGCUCCACAUGUACCACCCAAUGUUCAGGGGUCUCUGAAGAACCCCAAACUAGGUGAAUUAUUGAUUUCUAAGUCCAGAAACUAUAGAGCAGAAGAAUUAAGAAAGAAUGAGACUAUGUGGACAAGGUCUUUCCAACUCUUCCCAUUUUUCUGUUAGACUGGGAGGUUCUGGAAAGAAGAGAGAAAAAGAGAGAGGAAGUAGAGGAGGGAACUAAGAGAGUCAGUUAUGGGGGAGAGGGUCCUGGGCACAGCUAGGGUGGCAGGGAUGAAUGAAGCCCCUUUUUAGUCUGGGUGUCCCAGGAUGAAGCAGACUUGCGUGUUCCAGUGCCUUCUGUGUUGCCAAAAGCCUCACUGAGAUGACAGCCAAUGGGGUAGUGUUUGGGGCUGGGCAAGCGUGUGUGGAUCACCCAAGUUUCCAGUGGGCCUCAGAAAGGUGAAGGAAGCCAGCCGGACCUUUCUGUGCCCGUGAGAAGGCUGCAGAAUGACCGAGUGUGGUGUUGAUGACAUCCAAGAGCCGUGAAGGGACAGGACACUCCUGGGGAAGGAAGCAGACAGCCCCUCCCCCAUUGCCAUCGGGAUGGCCACAGGAUAGGGUGUUGGUGCCAGCCCAGGGCGAGGAGAGGCAGUGGGAGACGGCCCCGGGAGAGGGGAGACCCCUGACUCGCUUUUUAUCUUGAACAGGCUGUGAAGUUGCACAUUACACGUUUCCUUGAAAACAAUGGCAGAGAAUCAGGCCUGCCUUGGUUCCACCAUAUGAAGGUGGAGGAGGUGCUGUCUUGCUCACCUGCAUCCUGGCUGGGCAGCUGGCACCUGUGGCACUGCCCGUCGAGCCAUUCCCUCCCCAGCAGCUGGGAGGGAGAAGAUGAGGCAGCUAGGCACAAGCGGUGGUUGGGAGGGAGGUUGGGGAGGCUUGAGAAAGAAGGCAGGGUGGGGAGUCCCUGCAGUCCCCAGGAAACUGUAAACAACUGAGUCACGCCUGGAUGUCUUCUCUAAGGACCUGGAGGAGGAGUGCGCAGUGACAGCGGAAGACUUCUGAUGACUCAGCUGCCCCGGAGAAUGAAAUGAUGAGAAGGAUCAGUUGUGGGGUGGUUUGCACGACCAAGUGAGUGGGAUGAUGAGUGACUGAUGAGACUUUGUGUGAGCAAGGUCUUUCGGAGGAAAAGCAACUGCUGUCUACCGUAGGAUCUGGACCCAUGUGGGGAGGUGGGAAGGGCUCGGGAGGGGUGGCGGCAGGACGGGGAGAAGAGAGGGAUUUGGAUAAACGUGGACCUGCAGAGGAGGAGGAGGAAAAGGAAGAGGAGAAGGAGGGAAGCCGAGCAAUGACCCUAGGUCUGAAGCCCGCAGGGAGUGCAGGAUGAAGGGGGAAACUGGCUGAGCUGCUUUCCACCUGAGAGCCUUUCCUGGCUGGCCUAAGAGCCAUGGACCAGCAGGAGCCGCCUUCUCAGGAGCAGCCCCCGCUGCUGUGUGCUCAGGUGGCACUCUGAGCACCUCCUCCUAGGUGGAACUGAUCAUGUAGGGUGGGUCAGGGAGGGGAGCCAGGACCCAUGAGCUGUACCACCGUAAGGGGUAGGUCCUUGGAGGGCAUCAGCAGUCUCAGUGUGAUGUGACAACUAUGGACCUGUGGGUGGGCCCUGGGGACCCUGACGCAUCCCGAAACAUGGUGGGAAGAAGGGCCUCUUCUCCUUGGGGACCCAAACUGUCCCACGUAUCUGUGGGAGCGGGUGCAGAUCCACGCUGCAGACCACUAUGGCUGCUCGGCAGGAGGGCUGAGAGUCUGGACCCACGCAGCUGCAACCCAUUCCGCCCCAUGACCGGCAGCGGCGCCCGGCGGCACAGGAGGGGCGGAGGGUUAGCACUGGAAAAAAACGACUUCAUUAACCUGAUUCGCCAAAUAAAUAGAUUCAUGUGAUGCUGUGUGACCUUGUCUUGGACUACGCUUACUGGCCUCAGAGAAAAGCAGACCUCAGAUGGCCCCUGCCAGGUCACCCAGCAAUCUUGAUCUCCUCAGCAGCCACCUGGCCACCAAGUGUGGGCUGUAGGGAGUGGCCCUUGCUGCUCAGGAGCACAGCUGGGCCUGUCCAGGUGAUCAGGAGCCAGACCUUCGGGGUCUAGUUCCCACUCCCCUGCAUCCAUGUGGGUUCUCCGUAGCAGCAGCCAGGCUGCACAGACCCCACAUACCCAGCUGCAGCCAACCCCACCCUGCCCCUGCUACCUUGUCCCACGGCCCUGUGACACUGCAGCAGCUUCCAUAGGCCCUGGCUCCUGUGCAUACAUGUGGGUGGGGGGCCCAGCACGAGGCCUGCUGACC